UAUUUAAAUUCACUGACUAAAAAAUCAACCGGAAGUGUGUCAUGGAGGCCGAACGAUAUCGUGGCAAAAGAGGGAGCUAAUUUUUUUGCAUAAAAAGUCCUCGUUUUUCACUCCAGAUGGAACACAUCACAACACCCAAGAUAGAGGAUGUGCGAUUGCUGGAUCGAUUUAACACUCGCAAGCCGGCGUUGGGCAACCUGUACCUGACCGCGACACAUCUCAUCUUUGUGGACCCAGCCGGCAAGAGAGAAACAUGGAUCCAGCACAUGCACAUAUCCUCAGUCGAGAAGCUGCCACUGACUACGUCCGGCUCACCGCUGCAGAUCCGCUGCAAGACGUUCCAAGCGGCCACGUUCGUUAUCCCCCGAGACAAAAGCUGCCAAGAGUUGUAUAUAUCACUGCAGAAACUUUCCAAGCCAGCAACUUUAAAUGAGGUCUACGCGUUUCACUACAAGUCGGCCAGUUUUCAGCCCGGCCUGCCACCCCACUGGGACCCGUUCGAUCUCACGGCCGACUACGCCCGCAUGGGGGUCCCCAACUCAAACUGGUGUGCCACGUCCGUCAACAAGAACUAUGAGAUUUGUGACACCUACCCCAAGAUGAUUUACGUGCCGGUCUCAGCCAGUACUCCAGUCUUGGUAGGCAGCGCCCGGUUCCGCAGCAGGGGCAGGCUACCAGUGCUGUCCUACCUCCAUAAAGGAAACAAUGCAUCGAUGUCUCGCUGCAGCCAGCCUUUGGCAGGCUUCAGUGCACGCUGUCUUGAGGACGAGCAGAUGUUACAGGCUAUCCUAAACACCAACCCUAAGAGCAAUUUCAUGUACAUUGUGGAUACGAGGCCAAAGAUUAAUGCCAUGGUCAACAAAGCCUCAGGGAAGGGCUACGAAAGCACCGAUUUCUACACCAACAUCAAGUUUAAGUUCCUAGGCAUCGAAAACAUCCACGUGAUGCGAAACAGUCUGCAAAAACUUACAGACGUGUGUGAGUUGAAGAAUCCUUCCAUGGAAGCCUUUCUCAGCGGUCUAGAGAACAGCGGCUGGCUCAGACACAUCAAGGCCAUCAUGGAUACCUCAAUCUUCAUUGCCAAGGCUCUCUCUGAUGAGGGUGUUAGUGUGUUAGUCCACUGCUCGGACGGCUGGGACCGGACCGCACAGACAUGCUCACUGGCUAGUUUAAUACUCGAUUCAUACUACAGAACCAUACAGGGCUUUCAGGUUUUAAUAGAGAAAGAGUGGCUGGCAUUUGGGCACAAGUUUCUUGACAGGUGCGGCCUGGUGUCUUACGACUCCCGCGAGUUCUCCCCGGUAUUCACCCAGUUCGUGGACUGCGCCUGGCAGCUCACGCAGCAGUUCCCCUGCGCGUUCCAGUUCAACGAGCGCUUCCUGCUGGAGCUGCACGACCACGUCUUCUCCUGCCAGUUUGGCAACUUCCUGGGCAACUGCGAGAAGGAUCGCGUGGACAACAGCAUAUCAGAGAGGACCUAUUCCCUGUGGGCCUACAUGCAGGGCCGGAUGGCUGACUACUACAACCCACUCUACAAGGCAAACUCCCCAGCCACCGGGGGUAUUCUUAGGCCGAACCUCAGCCCACAGAUGUUCAGAUUCUGGAGGGGGAUGUACAAUCGCUACGACAACGGCGUGCAUCCACGCGAGCCAAUAGCUGAUAUACUGAACGCCAUGAAGGACCACACCUCCUCACUCACUGACCACGUCCGAUUCCUAGAAAAUAAAGUUUCAAACUUGAAGGAUGUUCUGGGCAUGAGCGAGGACGAGGACGUGUCGGAUUUGUCCGACGGCAAAGCCUCCUCGUUACCCGAAAUCAACUCCCUGGAGAGCAGCUCGGAGGACAGCUCGGAGAAAGAGCUGGACACCUCCACGCCGCCCGACAACAAAACUCUGGAAAACCACCAACAGAAUCAAAGUGCAAUGAUUGACAACAACCGAGUGGGGCGGGGGAUGAUGCCCAAUUCUCCCAACAAGCCCAUCCACAUCCAGAGGGAGGACAGUGGGGACAUUCUGUCGGCUUCCCUGCUGGCCGAGGCGGUGGAGUCUGUCAGCCUGAACUGGCGCGGGUUUCGGAACAUCCGUCAGUGUGUGUGUUCGUCGCCGUUUGAUCAUUUCAGUCGGAAGUACCACUGCUGGAAGUGCGGUGAGGUAUUCUGCAUCCGUUGCAUCGACAAGCAGACCACGCUCCCCGGCCACUUCUACGAGCGGCCAGUAGCGGUCUGCCGGCCCUGCUACCGGGAACUCAAGCAGGGGUCGUCGGAGGCAGCCUCCCCCCCGAUGUCACCCCCAACGUCCCCCUCAAUGUCGACAUUCCAGCCCCGGUUGGACAACCUAAUCAACGAGAACCACAAUUGAAUCCACGCAGGGGAUUAGUUAAUAAUCUGCGGUCUGGUGUCCUGAAGUGUGUGGUAAAACAAACACAGGGAGAUGGGUUUUCAGAUGCAAGGUACCGAUCUGUCUUUGGAUUUGUAAAAUCUCUUUUCUGACUUUCACGAACUGACAGAAUUUUAUCAUUUUUGUGGAUAACCGUACGUUGACAAAUUUACAUUAACCGUAACACUCCUGGAUCCUACAAAAUCCUCCAGAAGGUUUUUGUUUUGGGGGGUGGGUUGGAUUUCACAAUGGUUAUGAAGAUUGAGACCAGCCAUGAGUGUGUUACAUAAGGCUGGAUUUCCCUUGGAAACACAAGAAUUUGCAAUGCUGUGUGUUGAAUACAAUUUGCUAGCAUCAGUCAGCAUGACAUUGUUAGCAGCACGGAAGUUAAAAUUUCGAAAUUAAUUGUGUAAAUUAAUUUGUGCAAAAUUGCAACAUGCGUCACAUGUUGAGUAAAUUUCUAGUUCAAACUGACCUUGGUAUGGCCUCUGGGCACAAGUACCCCCUCAACGAUAAUUAAGGGAGAGUUUAGGGAAGACCACUGGGAGAGACAUUCAAAUGCAUUGCCGACAACGCCUGACGCUCAGGCAAAGACGCUUUGGAUUUGUGCACAUUCAGAAUAAAAUAAGCCGUGCGCACUCUGUGUUAUACAUGCAUGAACUAGUACGUACAUGUACAGGGUUCCGUAUGGGGUAGAAAACACUAUAGAACAUUAGACCCCAUAAGGAAGCCUUUAGAAAUCUAUCUACCCCAUAA
This is a messenger RNA of Patiria miniata (bat star), 3131 nucleotides long. Its product is annotated as myotubularin-related protein 8-like. The transcript has 15 exons. NCBI's taxonomy places the organism in Eukaryota, Metazoa, Echinodermata, Asteroidea, Valvatida, Asterinidae. Gene Ontology annotation, molecular function: phosphatase activity; metal ion binding. Bases 117 to 2357 code for a protein of 746 amino acids. The record is from RefSeq and is a predicted model, not a curated record. Gene Ontology annotation, biological process: dephosphorylation.